AUUACCUUGCAGCUCAUGUCUACAAAAAGCUACACUGCACACUUCUCUUAGUUGGGCUGCUGAGAGGAAGGAAACACAAAACAUGCACACACACACACACACACACACACACACACACACACACAGACACACACUCAAGCUUCGUUUUCUGCAUGUAAAAUGUGUGUGUUCUUUAAAAGCCAGUGGUUGGCUGGUUUUCCGGACAUGAUGUGGUUGAAGCUGUCAUCGUAAUGGAAAUUCAUUGCUGUAGCUAUGGUAAAUCCAGUUUUCUGCCUGUGCUGAAUGCAUUAGUCUAAUGAGAUGUUUGCAGCCAGGGCGCAGGGCUGCUGGAGACUAACUGAGCUACUAACGCACGAGUGGAAGAUAGCUUUUGCAAUACUCGGUUUGCAUGUGCCGAAACUCAUCUGAGUCAACACUCUCGACCUGGUAAACAACCCGACCAGGGCUCUGGUGAACAAGCUGUAGCAUCUCUUCUGCCUGUGAGCGCAUUGUCACCUCAAUCCGUAAGACUGGCACCUGCAGAAAUGCAGUCUCAGAGGAUCCCUGGGAGAAAGCGAGGCCGACCCCCACUUCAUGCCACACCUGUGAAGAUGGCCGUUCAUAACCUCUAUUCUGCUUCAGCUGGUUCCUUACCAGCAGUGAAGAUCCCAAAGAAAAGAGGGCGGAAACCUGGGUACAAGCUCAAGUCGCAGGUUCUCAUGACCCCGUUAGCGCUCUCACCUCCGCGGAGCAUCCCGGAGCCCGACCUCAGCUCCAUCCCUCAGGACGCAGCCACAGUUCCCAGCUUGGUGGCCCCACAGGCCCUCACAGUCUGCCUCUACAUCAACAAGCAAGCCAAUGCAGGGCCGUACCUGGAGAAGAGGAAGGUGCAGCAGCUCCCGGAACACUUUGGGCCUGAGCGGCCAUCAGCAGUGCUGCAGCAGGCCGUCCAAGCAUGCAUUGACUGUGCCCACCAGCAGAAGCUGGUCUUCUCCCUGGUCAAGCAGGGCUACGGUGGCGAAGUGGUGUCAGUCUCGGCUUCUUUUGAUGGCAAACAGCACCUGCGGAGUCUGCCUGUGGUGAACAGUAUCGGGUAUGUCCUCCGCUUCCUCACCAAGCUGUGCCGAAGCCUCCUGUGCGAUGAUCUCUUCAGUCACCAGCCCUUCCCCAGGGGCUCCAGUGCCUCUGAGAAAUCCCAGGAGAAAGGCAAAGGGAGAAUGGAGUCAGCCAAGACAGUGACCAUCGAAGAGUGCCUGGUGAACCCUGCGGGCAUGAACCCCUACGGCGUGGACCCCUCCACCUCUGCCUUUAGCCACAGGGGCUCCUUGUCCCCUUCCUCUUCACAAUACUGCAAGAGACAGAACUCUGGAGAUGGCCACAUUGGGGGAGGCCCUGCCCCCACCCCUGGUGGUCCCCGCAGCGGCCCCAUAUCCUCUGGAGGCCCCUCGGCAGCUGGACUGAGACCCCCAACCUCCAGCCCCAAGAGAAAUGGGACUUCUCUGGAAGGAAACAGAUGUGCCUCAAGCCCUUUCCUAGACGGGACGGACGCCAGGCGGCCACGGAACAGGAACCCCUACACAUGGACCGUGGAGGACGUGGUCUGGUUUGUGAAGGACGCUGACCCGCAGGCUCUGGGACCUCACGUGUGGCUCUUCAGAAAGCACGAGAUUGAUGGCAAGGCUCUGUUGUUGCUGAAGAGUGACGUGAUCAUGAAGUACCUGGGCCUGAAGCUGGGUCCUGCACUGAAACUCUGCUACCACAUCGACAAACUGAAGCAGGCCAAGUUCUGAAGGUUGGUCCAAGCUGGAAGCAAAACUCCAAACAGCAGAUCUCAAGAUUAUCUUCUGCCUUACCAGAAUCCAGUCAACAGCACGAAAUAGAUUC
Molecule: messenger RNA, 1863 nt
Organism: Carlito syrichta (Philippine tarsier)
Lineage: Eukaryota; Metazoa; Chordata; Mammalia; Primates; Tarsiidae
Gene: SCML4
Product: sex comb on midleg like 4 (Drosophila)
Exons: 8
Coding region: 525-1769 (414 amino acids)
Molecular function (GO): protein binding
Source: RefSeq, a predicted model, not a curated record